This is a messenger RNA of Mollisia scopiformis, 324 nucleotides long. RefSeq lists its product as uncharacterized. Gene Ontology annotation, molecular function: protein binding. The annotation marks the transcript as partial. The record is from RefSeq and is a predicted model, not a curated record. The transcript has 2 exons. NCBI's taxonomy places the organism in Eukaryota, Fungi, Ascomycota, Leotiomycetes, Helotiales, Mollisiaceae.
CUGGUCACUAUCUCCGUGGGUAUUGGAGCAAUUGCAGAAACAUUCACUGUCCUCAAGAGUGUAAUCUGUCACUACUCUCCCUUCUUCAAUGCCGCCUUCAACAGUCAAUUCAAGGAAGGGGAUACUCAGUCGAUGGUUUUGAACGAUGCUGAUACGAACGCGUUCCGGCUCUUCGUUGAUUGGCUUUACACCCAAGAGAUUAGAUAUGAUGACGCAGAAACCUCUUCCAUGAUGACUCUUGCAAGACUCUGGAUUCUUGCAGAUCGGUUCCUGAUCCCCAAACUCCAAAAUCAAACCAUGAAGGAAUUUGUGUCUACCACGUCG